Molecule: messenger RNA, 11089 nt
Organism: Corythoichthys intestinalis (scribbled pipefish)
Lineage: Eukaryota; Metazoa; Chordata; Actinopteri; Syngnathiformes; Syngnathidae
Gene: rbm33a
Product: RNA binding motif protein 33a
Exons: 19
Coding region: 212-3817 (1201 amino acids)
Molecular function (GO): RNA binding
Source: RefSeq, a predicted model, not a curated record
GCUCACAGCUCUGCCAUGUUUGUUCUCCGCUAGUUAGCAACUUAGCAUAGCGGGGGCCAACCAUCCGCGCUUGUUGUUGUCGUCGCUGCGUCGAAAGAACCACUCGUUCAAGCCCCACGUUUGUCUUCAUCGAAAUGUCGAGUUAUUAAACAAAUAAAUGUUACUCCGAUCCGUGUAGUCCCGUUCCUUAGAAGGAAAGCGCUCCUGCACCAUGACGGCCAAUGACGAGGAUUAUGCCUUCGAAUAUGACAAGCCUGGAACGGAGCGUUCACGCAGGAGGAGAGGUGAAGAUGACGACUUUGAGAGUGACCUGGAGGAGGAUUUGUUAGAAGAAUUUUCGCCUUUGGGUAAGAAGAAUCUUUCUGAAGAUGAGGACGAAGAAGAGCUGAAUGAUGCUCUUCUACAGAGUGAUGAAGAUGAACAGAUGAGUGGCCAGGAAGUGAGCCUCAAUGCAACGGACAGCUUAUACAAGCAGGAGAAUACGCAGCACUACGCUGAUGACGCCGUCAUCUUGGGCACCGACGACUACGAGGAUGUGGCCGUGGAGGCCGGUUACACGCUAGACCAGGGAGAUGAGUACACGGACGAUUACAUUCAGGAUGAUGGGCCAGAAGACCAAGUGGAUUACACUACAGACGAAGUGCUUGACAUCCAAAUCAAUGAACCUAUCGAUGGAGAAUUUCAAGACAAUGAAUACCAAAACUAUGAGGAUGAAGGAGUCCAGCAAGACGUUACCCAUGAGGUGGAGAGUUUGGGGAAUGAACAGCAACAAGGGGCACAAGACUCUCAGGUCUUUGAAACAUCAGAGGCUGAAAAUGAAGCCAAGCCUACAGAACCCAAAGAGGACUCGGAUGACGACGAUGACGAAGAUGGAGACUCUGGUCGUAUCCGCUUCAAGUCGGAGAGAAAGGAUGGCGGUAUCGUGCGUUUAGCCGAUGCUGGGAAUAAGCGGAGGAAUAUCCCGGAAACACUAGAACUGUCAGACAAGGCCAAAAAAGAUCUUAUUCAGUACGAGCAACAAGAACGGCAGAAACGGCAAAAUCGGUAUGGGGGCCGAGGAGGAGGAAGAGGAGGAGGCUACACUGGAUAUGGAAUGCAUAACAUGAGAGGAGGAAACCGAGGAAGAAUGAACAACCACAGCUUCAACCAAAGAGGCAACAUGGGAAUGCGGUCCUCUCGAAUGCCUCUCCUCCAUCUCCCCCAUCAGCAGCAACAUCACCACUCUUUGUUCCGGCCGCGAGGACCCCACCCCUUCCAAGAUCACGGGCGACCACACGGGCAGCAACCCCUGCAGCCUCUUAUCCCGCCACACAUGACACACCGCUUGCCGACGCUUCAGCCCCAGAUUGAGCCGCCACCGCCAAGACCGUUGGCCUCCCCGCCUCCAAGUUUUGGCCAUCAUCACAACCAACAUCAACAACACCACCACCACCAGCCGCCACCACCACAGCAGCAGCAGCCCCACCAACCCAAAAACAUUCACAUUAAUCCCCAUUUCAGAGGCUCGGCGCCAUCCUCUGUGCCAGUGCCCUUGAUGCCUCCUGCUCCGAGCCAACCCAGGCCUGCUGUGGGUCCUCAAAGGUUCCCUGGACCGGGGGACUUCCAUCAGCACAUGCCAAAUAAUUUUGGUCAGCCCCAGCGGCCGCCUCAUCACAUGGAGCCCUUCAGGAACCCGCCGCAUCAAGGCCCCCAGGACAGAGAGCAGCCCCUCUUUAUGGGAGGCCCAGAACACACGGAUCCAGCGAGCUUUCCAGGGCAGCUCAUGUUUGAUCACCAGGGCCCCAACCCGCACAUGAACACUAACCUGCAGCCGCAAAUGCCCGCACAGGGCCACAUGGGGUUCGGUCAACCAGGACCGGCCUUCGGCCAGCCGGGCCCGCAGGGCCCACUUGGACUGUUCUCUAGAGAGCCGCCGAGACCCAGCCUCCCCCAUCCCCAAGGCCACCAGGGGUUGGUCAGCUUGAAUCAGCAAGUUCCCCCUCCCAACCAGGCAAGGCCCUUCAUGAACCCUCGUCAGUCCUUUAAUCAGCAGGGGAGCCUUUUCCCUCCACCACAAGCCCAAUUUGGGAUGCAGGGCUUGUUGCACUGCCCCCCUCAGCCUCCGAUUCAGGACCCCCUCCCCACCCAUCAGCCCAUCCACCAACAGCAACAUAGGCAGGAUCUCCUCCAUCACCAGCAGCCGCAACAGCUAAAUCUCAACGACCCUCCUCACUUGCUUCACCACAGCCAGAAUCUCUUCCAGCAACAGCCGUCACACAGCAGUCCGAGACAUUCGAGCCCCCGCGUCCAAAACCUACAACAGCGCAACAUGGGCAACAGGCAAAGGAUGAACACACCUGCUCCCAAGCAAAUCCACCCUCAGCGCAACAGCAACCUACGGGAGCUCCCUAUAGCACCUGGCAACGCAAACAUGAGCACCUCCUACCCCACUGGUUCCCUCGGUGCCAACGUCAGGCCUGUUGCCAAGGCAACGCAAGGGGUGCGUCCCGUGCAGCGUGCUCAAGCGGUGCCUGGAGGCGGCAGAGGAAGAGGCCAGGUUGCUGUCAAUACCACCCCGCAGCCCCUGGCCGCGGGCAGGACGGUGAUUCGCAAGGAAAUCGCUAGCAGUACAGCAUCACAGGAUCCGGACGAGGACGAAGAGACUAGGGAGUACCGUCUGAAGAUUGAGGAACAGAAGCGCCUCCGAGAGGAAAUUCUGAAGAGGAAGGAGCUACGACGGCAGAUGCAGGCUGGCGUCAGGAAGAAGGAGCUUCUAGACAGGAUCAACACUCAAACGCCAACCCAAAGCAACACGGCUUCACAGCAGCCAACAACCCCGCAAAACCAGCCGGCCCCACCUGCCCCGCAGCAACUACUGGUACCGGCGCCACAGCAGCAGCAACAGGGACAGCGACAGCCUCCGCAACAGCAGAGACAAGGACUGCUUGGUAAUCCCAAUGGCGCGCCCCAACUGCAAACGCCGCGUCUCAAUGUCAAGACGCGCUUGCAGAUGGGAAAGGGAAAUAGCCAGCAGCUACAGACUCUCAGGCCCGGUCCGGACCAGCAGCAGAGUCAGCCCCCACAAAGCCCUCUGCAGCAGCAGAGAAGGGCAAGCGGGCCGCUGAAUGCAAACAAACCUGCCGCUCCUAACCAGAUUGCUCAGAUCCCCCAACAAAACAUUCCUGUGACUCCCGCGCUGGGGCCUGGUCAGCCCCAGGCUCAAGGACUUAAACCUGGGGCUAAAAGAACAGUGAUGCAGCGGGCCAAGCUCGCUGACGGCGAAGGCCAGCAGGUGCCGCAAAAAGUCAGAGUGGUCAAACUUUCCGGCGGGCCAGGAAAGGGCCCGCAGGCCACGGGUAUGCCAGUCCAGCAACAGUUCCAUCAUCGAGGCUCCUGGCCGGACAACCCUGUCAGGCAAGGCGUCCAACGGAAGGUCACUAUGGGGGGACAACAGCUGCACAGUGCAGGUGGAAUGCAACAGGCGGGCCGAGGAGGCAUUGCCAACCUGCAGCAGAACAGGGUCGUCGUUUCAGGCCGAGGAAGGGGGGGCACCCCUGUGGGUCGAGGGGGUCCGAUGGGUCCCAGGCAAGGGCAAAGGGUCGAUGAGAGUCAACGGCGCACUGUCACCAUUGAAGGCCUAUCGUCGUCCACCACUGAGGUGCAGCUGCAGAGCCUAUUGCGAUCCAUCGGCCCAAUUGAGAUGUUCAGAAUGAUACCUCAGCAAAGGAAAGCAGUUGCCACCUUCUCAAGUCCGCAGCAUGCCGCCAGCUUUCAAAUAAGCUUCCAUAGGCACAUGAUUGAUUUAUCCCACAUUGAUGUGAAGCUGAUUGACGGAUGAAGCAACCGCACUCAAAACGCUACGAUCCACACCAUUCUACCCCAGCGCCCCCACGACUCGACGCCCCAGCCCCCGACACACUCACAACCUCCAAACUACGUCAUGCAAUGAGUUGCCGCUGCCAUUAUGGGGUCAGUCAGCUAUCAUGUCUACACGAGAGUGUUGUCCUUGGAACUUGGAAUAAUUCGACGUGUAACAGCAUGCUUAAUAACCAUUGUCCAUAGUAUGGGAAUGACACCGGUGAUAGACUAAGUCUAGUUUACUUUGUACAGUACACAUGGACAUUAAGACACAGGAUAAUGGUUGCUCCUCUCCAUAACGUUCUGUUAGUGUUUGUUAUUAAAAAAGGUCUCUUAUUUGUUCUGGCCAGGUUUGUUGUCUGUGCUCCCUCUGCAGAUGGCAGCAUAACAUCGCUUUUUCAAAGCGGAAUUGAGGCACUCCACUGGUACUCUCUCUCAAACCAGCAUGCGGUGCUCUUCAGUUUAGGCCAACUGGCUAAUUAUGACCAUAAGUUUCUUUUAAAGGAGUUCCCUCGCAGAUUUCAUAUACCUUUUGAUGUACAUUUUAGUUGUCGAGGAAGGAAUCAUUACAGAUUGCUACAUUUUUAAUUGGCUGGCGUGCAUUGUAGGAUUCUGUACAGGAUUUCUUUUGUCGGUUUUUAUUUUUAGUAUAGAUAUGAGCAGAUGUUGAGUAGUUGUCUGUUCGGCUGCGUUGACUGCCUCCUUAUUAGUUUAAAUUGAAUAAUUCCAAAUAGUCUGCAUAGUUGAAAAAGCCUCAGCCUCUUGCUAUUCUGCGAGUCAGAAUAAAUAUGCUUGUAGUAUAUGCCAUCAGGAAGCUUGAGGCGUUGUGAAGAAAGACAACCUGAUGCACUUUUAACAUUUUGCUCACGCCACUGUGUUCAAAACUUGGAAUAGAGAAUAUCUGGGGCGAAAUUACAAGCUGCAGUUUUUAACCUCGUAGCAUAAGGUUUAUGAGCAAAUGUGUUUACAUCAAGUGUCGCUCAAAUACUUUAUGUACCAGUAAACCUCAAUUGAAUUUCAUAGCAUUUAUACAAGUGGCACCUAAAAGUUGAGGGGGCAACCAUUAUCCAUGUAGAAUUUUCAUGUACAUACCAGGGUGUUGUCCCAUACACAAGCGCUUUGUCUGGAAUUUAUAGCAAGUGUGCUUUGUUGAGUACAUUUUAUGUCAAAUGUUCAGCCAUCAAUAUCUUUUAAUUUCUAAAGAAAUGACAAAUAAUGACCGCAUUUCUGUUCGCGAAAGGGGGGGAAAAAGAAUUUCUUGAGGGGAAAAUAAAAAAAGAUGGCCAAUAUAACCGUGAACAAGCGGGUAUGUGAAGCCGGUUGAACUAUAGCCUGUCUGAUGUCCAUAUUUCGGCUGCAUUUUAGCAGGUAGAUGUCAUAUAUUCUUGUUAUUUUCAUGUUUUAUGCAUAUUCCAUUUAAGGGUAAUCCUCAAAUGGAUAAACAUUUUACCUCACUAAUACUACCUCACAAGUUUUAAGGGGAGUCCCAUUGAAUUUUACAAAAAUAUAGCCAAUGAAUUGCUAGUAAAAUAGAAUUUGAAUUUUGUUUUGGCCAGGUAGAAAGUGAAGAUUGUUCUUUAGUACGUUACACACAGAGAGCAAGUGACAAAUCUUGUCCUAUGCUAUAAUUUUCACAGAUACAUUUAACAUUUUUUACCUGUUUUUAUGACGGAAAAUGAGUGGUUCAUUACACACAUACCGACAAUCUCACCAAUGUUUGCCAUUUUCCCAUCCUUGUGACAAUUUUCAGUAAUGUUCCUCUUAUUGUGGCUAAUGGCUAUUCCUAAAAGAAUCCGGAGUGAUAAUCCAGCGGUGUCAUGUGGAAUGUGUUGUUAGGAAAAUAGUUUGGGACUGUCAAUUGUGAGUGUUAAAUGUGUCGUGUAUUCAUCACAAAUCCUUGUGUUGUCAAGGUAGAAAUCGGAAUUUGAAACAACAGCAAGUUAUUUACCAGAUAAGCCAGAAAGCCUAGUUUCUUCUCUGUAUUUUCUGGCAGUCUGGAUUCCAUCUGGCAUGGCGGUGCCUCUGACAGGUCAGUCUAGGUACUACGACCGAUAUUUGUGCAUGGUGGUGGUUUUCAACUCUGGUACAACACACACUUAUUAGCAGGACGAUGCCAUUUUUUUCCCCCUACCUGUUGUGUGGGGUCUUUAACAUUGGUAAAAAUUGGUAUGUGUGUACCCCACUUUAAAGCUUGUGAACUCACAAUUGCAUCCUGACCAACAAGGACGACGCUAUUAAGUUACUGAAUUACUUCAUGUCACUCCUCCCUGUGUGAACGUACUUUUUUGUUAAUAAUUGAUUGGAUUUAGUAAUUUAGUGGUAUUCCCUCUCAAUUACCAAAACACAUCAAGAAGCCUUAAUCCUAGUGUAGCCUAGUCAAGGGUGUAAUGAUCACAAUUGACUUGUGCAUUGUGCAUGUGAAACUUGUGUAUGUUGUACAUUUGUUUUUAUGGAAUGACACCUAUUUUUUAUGCUUUCUAUUUUAAGUUGAACAGAUUUCACAAAGGUUCUCUUAUUUCUUUGUUCUUCUGUUCAGUUUUGUGCUAAAUCCAUUGGAUUUUUUAUGGUUGAGUACUGACAAUGCCAGUUAUAGUGGUUAAUAUGGAUAAGACGGAUGUUCUUGUUAAGCCAUAACAGAUUCACAUUGAAUCGUUCUUCCAUGUUUAUUGAGAGAUUUCUACGUUAGCUGCACUAUUUUGAGAUGUUUCACUCACUCUACCUCACGGUUGCACUUUUUGCACUUGCAUUGGCUCUUAAAUGUUACUUUACUGUCCUUUCCUCCCUCUUUUUACAGGGACGAGCUGGAGGAUCUUGAUAAUCUAUUAAUCAAUUUAUAUUUCUCUAGGUCAGUGCCCCUUCCAGAUGUGGAGCCUCAGUCUUAUGCAUAUUGUAUUUCCUCAAACAGUGGCUCUAACGGUAAUAUAUGCCCGCCUCUUUUAUUUAUUUAUUUUUUUAAACUAUAAGGUACAACUGUAACGAGCUCAGUUAACGGUUGUCAUAGAUUUUCUUUCUUAAAAUCAACUUUGAUUCUUCCCCAAAACAGAAGCAAGUAAGCAGUCUUCCUGUUGUAUUAGUUAAAUAACAACUCAACCGGAGCCACUAUAUGAGGAAUUACAUUUGCCAUUAAAUGCAAUGUUCUUUUAAAUGUUAAUGUUGCAAACAGCGGGCCCAUAAAAAGUACUAAUAAUAGUUAUUAGUGUUGCAAUGUCAAAAUCCUAAGAUUUCAAAAGGCACAAAACCAUAAGUGUUUGUCUUUUGAAAUGUAUUUUACACUUAAAUACAAUACGUAACAUUUCCGUGAUUGUUUCAUAAAGUUACAGUACAUUGCUUAAUUCAGUGUUUUCAACCUUUUCUGAGUUACGGCAUGUUUUUAAAUUGGAAAAAAUCUUGCGGCACACCACAAACCAAAAAUGUUCCAAAUUGCUUUCUGUACAACAUAUUUAGUUAUAAUAGCUCAAUAUUUAUACUUACUCAGUGUGAAACUUGAGCCUGUUUAGAUGAACACAAAGCCAAUAUGCUGGCAGGAAUAUUCAACGGCUCUCAGUCGCUGUUUUUUUUUUUUUUUUUUUUUAUAGCAGCUAGGCUUGAAAAGCUCAGAAUUAUCAGACGGCGGGACUGAAGCAAUGUCUUUUAUAAUAAUAUAAAUAUAAAUAUAUAAAUAUAAAAAUAUUAAUGUCUUUGCCGCAGUGUGGGGCUUUUUGGAUUUAGCAACAAGUUCGGCAACAAGGCUUUGAGGGCUUUCUCAUAUACCUUUGUUGGUUUUCUAAAAAAAAAAAAAAAUUGAUGGAUUGAUGGUCGUUACAUAUGGAUAAAAUGGAAAGGACAUUUCCGUGUAUAUCGACACUUGAUGAUUUUCAUCAAAUGAUGUACAUUAGACGUGCUGGGGUCCACAUUGUCGUGGACAGCAAGGUGACUGAUGGCUAGAAAUCCAAGCAGUUUUUGAAUGCGACAUGAGCAAUACUGCACUCAUCUACACACGACCGCAACCUACCUACUCCUUCCUUCCAAAUGCAACUCCGCCCGACGACGUUUAAAAAAAAAAAAGGCGAUAUUGGAUAAUUUGUCGCGGCACACCUGACAAUCUCUCACGGCACACUAGUGUGCCGCGGCACAGCGGUUGAAAAACACUGGCUCAAUUGACGCCACCCAUGAAAAUGUUUUAGAUUGGUAAUUGUUUAAACUGUACGUAUAUCACCAGCUACUGUACAAAAAAGUUUAUUUGAAGAAAUUUUGCUCUAAAAAUAGGUAUGAUUAUGUUGUUAUACAUAUAUAUAUGUUAGGGAUGUCCAGAUCCGAUCAUGUGACCGGCCAAUCGCGCCAUUUUUCAGAGGAUCCGAAUGGCUGCUUUUCUUGGUUACCAGUGCAGCUGGCGUUUGGUACUCUAAGUUAAUGAUGAUAUACAGGUUUGUUGCUUUGAUCUGGCGUUUGAAGGCUCGCUAGCGCUACGAUAAAAAGCACAAAUGUGUUAAUCAUCAUUUAAUCAAUCUUUGUUGGCGACAGGCUGUUCUGGGCAGUGUGAGCGUCAAAGCGUGAGUGAAUUUGAAUGGACUCACUCAUAUGAAUUAUAUGAAUGUUAUGGAGAUUGAUUGAAGACUGGCGUUAAAGGUCAUGCAAUGAAAAAUGUGUGUUCGCCUACAUUUUGUGCUAAUGCACCUUAAGAAAAAAGUUAGGAGCACCAGCGCAACCAAUGCAAAGAGUAUAAGCCUUGGCAAUAUAAAUAGCAAUGUUAAUUUUUUUUACAAUAUCGUUCAGGCCUAAUUUAUAUUUUGUUUUACUUUUUAAGGGCUAAAAACUAAUGUUCCAGAAAUAAAAUGUAAUUGCCAAAAAAUACAAAAAUAUAUACAUUCUAUACUCUGUACCCCUCUCUGAAAAACAGGAAGCACUAUAAAAAAUAAAGUACUGUAACAUUUUUGGAACUUUUGUUUGGGUUUUGGACUCUUAAAUUUAUUUAGUUUUUUUCUCGAUAUCUGGUCGGGACUUAGUAUUGGCAGAUUCUCAAAAUAAGGGGGCUCGGACUCUGUGCAAAAAUAGGCGAUCGGGAGAUCCCAUAUAUAUAAUAUAUAUAUAUAUGUAUAUAUGUGUGUAUAUAUAUAUAUAUAUAUUAGGGCUGUCAAACGAUUAAAAAAUUUAAUUGAGUUAAUUACAGCUUAAAAAUUAAUUAAUCGCAAUUCAAACCAUCUCUAAAAUAUGCCAUAUUUUUAUGUAAAUUAUUGUUGGAAUGGAAAGAUAAGACACACGACGGAUAUAUACAUACAGCAUACUGUACAUCAGUACUGUAUUUGUUUAUUGUAACAAUAAAUCCACAAAUGGCAUUAUUAACAUUCUUUCUGUUAAAGUGAUUCACGGAUAGAAAGACUUGUAGUUCUUAAACGAUAAAUGUUAUAGUUACAAGUUAUAGUAAUUUUAUAUUAAAACCCCCUUCAUGUUUUCGUUUUAAUAAAAUUUGUAAAAUUUUCCAUCAAAAGUAGAGUUAAUAAAAUAAUAAGAAUAAAAAUAACAAUAAUAAAAAUAGAGUGAAAAGUUUUACGUGUAUUUUGCAUAGCUAAAUUGAUAUGAAUGCCAGUUUAUUUAGCAUUGUUGUUUAACUGUGUGUCAGAAUAGGGCCUCAUUACUAUAGACUGAAGUGCUUUUCUUUUUGAGAACAUUAUUUUUUUUUUUGAGAGAUUGGAAUAUUAUUUUUGUUGUGCUUUCACUAAACGAUACUUAUGUUUGUUGUGAAGGAGAAGCUUAUGCAAAUAAACGGCGCGCCUGUGACCACUCGCCUUUACUGUAUAACAUAUACAGUGGGGAGAACAAGUAUUUGAUACACUGCCAAAACCCAUUGGCAGUGUAUCAAAUACUUGUUCUCCCCACUGUACCUGUACAUAUCUUACCCAAAAUAAAACAAGAGACACAUAAUUGCCACUAAAAGAAGGAAAACUUACCGAAAUAUGUGUGGAGCACAAAUAGCAAUUUGAUUUGCAUUGUGAAUACAGCAUAAACGUCUCACAACUACUAAUUCUCCCACGUUUAGAAGACAUAACAUGAGUAUGGAACGGCGCUGCCCCCAAGCGGCCGGUGGCAUUCUCUUCACUCUUAAUGUCCAUAAACGGUCUCAUUGUAAUGUUUGAGGCAAUAUGCCAGCGGGUGCGUUAAUUGCGUCAAAUAUUUUAACGUGAUUAAUUUAAAAAAUUAAUUAACGCCCGUUAACGCGAUAAUUUUGACAGCCCUAAUAUAUAUAUAUAUAUAUAUAUAUAUAUAAUAUAUAAUAUACUGUAUAUGCGUGUGUGUGUUCAUAUUAAUGAAAUUUCAAACUCAUACUCACACAUAUGGCAUAGACUUUCUGUAACUUCUAACAGCACUGGCUAAACUUAUCUCCUUUCAGAUACAAUGUUUAUCGCUUCAUGGAGAGAGAUGCAUCACUUCAAGACGCUGUACUUAUUUCAAUUUGUAUUUUGGCACAGCUGUGGCAUCAUUUUGUGACACUCAUUUUCUGCCUUUGACAGUGAUAGACGUUGAAUGCAUUUUCACUAAAACAGCCUGGCAGUAAAUGAGUUUAAUACAAGAAUGAUCUAAAGGUGGUUGACUAAGCAUUUUUUUAACCUAACUAAAUUUAGUUUUACUUGGAACGUUUUGAUCAACCUUGGCCACAGGUGUCGCCAUUUUUGACAUCAGUAAUCUCACUUUUUCCCCUCAGUUUCUGGAGACCAUCUUUCCAUCUAAUCUGUUAGUUUCUUACAGCGCUUCACUGCAACACCUGGUGUGAAUCCAAUGGGCAUUUUUGAAUUUUCACUGCUUUAUGCUUCUUUUUCCUCACACGUUUCUCCUCUUGUCCUCAACGCCGGCCUUGUUCAUUAAAGACUUGUGUAUCAAACAGGGUGGCCCCAACCCGGAUCGCCACUUUGGAUAUGGAGCAGACUGGUUUACUCUAAAAACCACUGUACACUUCUCAUAAGAGCUUUUGACGCACUUUUUGACAUUUGGACUGGUGGUGGUUGGAUUUUUUUGCCGCUCCAUUUUUAUGGAAAACAAAACCACACACUGCACUUGUUACUUGGUGUGGAUGACUCACUGUUUGAAACCAACUGAUUGAGUUUUGGAGCAAGACUUGUCAAAUUGUGUUGGCAUGUGUAUUCAAACUGAUGUUUUGACAUGAAAAACGGCUAAAUCAUUGUGCAUUUUUUUAAAUGGAUGUACUCAAAGAUGUCUAUUUUUCUAAAUUUUAAAGACAUGGAAUCGUUCAGUUUAAGAUAAAGUGAAAUAAAACUGUUUG